GCUUGUCAACGCGGGGCAGACGCGCGGGGCGGCAUAGGCACGGUCCGCGCCUCGCAGCCAGGUCUCCUCUCCGCUCCGCGAGGGCAGCGGCUGGUGCGGCGCGAUGGACCUGGCCGGGCUCCUGCUGGACGAAGAAGGCGCCUUCUCCCUCACCGGCUUCCAGGACUUCACGUUCCUCCCGGGACACCAGAAGCUGAGUGCCCGGAUCCGAAGGAGACUCUAUUAUGGCUGGGACUGGGAAGCUGACUGUAGCCUGGAGGAGCUCUCCAGCCCUGUGGCAGACAUUGCUGUGGAACUGCUCCAGAAGGCGGCCCCCAGCCCUAUUCGCCGACUCCAGAAGAAAUAUGUAGCCCAUGUGUCCCGGGAGGCAUGCAUCUCCCCAUGUGCGAUGAUGCUAGCUCUGGUGUACAUUGAGCGCCUCCGGCACCGAAACCCCGACUACCUACAGCACGUGUCAUCCUCUGACUUGUUCCUGAUCUCCAUGAUGGUAGCCAGUAAGUACCUGUAUGAUGAAGGGGAGGAGGAAGAGGUCUUCAAUGAUGAAUGGGGGGCUGCCGGGGGCGUGGCCGUGCCCACUCUCAAUGCCCUGGAGAGGGGCUUCCUGAGUGCCAUGGAUUGGCGUCUCUACACUGACCCUCGGGAGAUCUUUGAGGUGCUGAGCUGGCUGGAGAGCUGUGUGGCCGAGCAGCAGGGCCGGCGGCGGGGCUGGUACACCUACACAGACCUGUGUGUGCUGCUCGAGCAGCCGGCCUGGCAGCUGGCCCUGGGCUCCCUCUGCCAGCGGCUGGCAAAGCUCUCCUGCCUGUUAGCCAUGGCCUAUGUGAGCAGUGUGGCCCUGGCUGUGGCAUCGGUGGCUGUGAUACACCAGUCCUUGGGGCUGUCCUGCAGCCCCCCACCUGGCCCCCCGGACCUUGGACUGGCCUCCAGCUGCCUCUUGGAACCCUGCACACCUUCUCCCGUGCCACAGUGCCUGCCGUGUCCUGCUAACGUCUCCAGCUGCCUGGAAGGCGAUGUAGGGCUGCGUUCACUUUGGGCCAGCGUUCUGGCCUCGCUGAUUCCCCCACCAUUGCCUCCUCCAGACCCUCCCGCCCCUCCCACUCUUCUCCAUAACUGCCCCCUUUGCCAGAAGCUCCAGAGAGACUCCACAACCUGCCGCACCUGCCGCCACCUCAACCGUACGGUCCCCACGGGGCCCCCCAGCCCUUGGUACCACUCCCACGGCCUGGCUCCCCCCUGGCCCUGGAGCCCAGUGCUUCCUCUGCUCCCACAGCCCCAGCAGUGUUCCCUUCUCAACAUCAUGGAGCUGGCCCGCCUCAAGUCUUUCAUUUUCCCAGGCUAGAUAGGGCUCCAAGGAGUGCACGCAGAGGACUUGGGAGUCCCUAGGGAGAACCUGGAGGAGCACAGCUUGAUUUAGAUCCUCUCUACCUCUCUGGGUGCUUGGCUGGUCCCUUGUCCUCCUGGGUGAUGGAGCUUAAGGGGUUGUGGGGCAGAAGGACUGAAGGUCACUCACUCUCCUAGGCUCAGUGGCUGGCUGCCUGGCCAGGGCAGUGAUGGUACCUGGGAAAGUGAGCUCAGUGACCAGGGGCAUGUCACAGCUGGGCAGAGGAGAAGCCCCUCUCUCUCCACCUCCCCUGGGCUCUUCUAGACUUGUUUUUGAGCUCCCCAGGAUGGAAGGAUAAUGGUUGGUGAUGGGAGAAAUGGGGGGAUGGCGAGGGUGGGGGUACGGGGGACAUUGACUGGUCUGUGUGAUGUUCCUGGAGCCGGAGAGC
Ceratotherium simum simum (southern white rhinoceros) is the source of this 1769-nucleotide messenger RNA. RefSeq names its product cyclin Pas1/PHO80 domain containing 1 (gene CNPPD1). NCBI's taxonomy places the organism in Eukaryota, Metazoa, Chordata, Mammalia, Perissodactyla, Rhinocerotidae. Gene Ontology annotation, molecular function: cyclin-dependent protein serine/threonine kinase regulator activity; protein kinase binding. Gene Ontology annotation, cellular component: cyclin-dependent protein kinase holoenzyme complex; nucleus. The record is from RefSeq and is a predicted model, not a curated record. Gene Ontology annotation, biological process: regulation of cyclin-dependent protein serine/threonine kinase activity.